GUCGGCAGCGGUCACUAUGCCGAUGCAUUAUUCAAUUAGACUGAUAACACUUAAGAUGAUUACUGGUAAUAAAAUUGUAAUGUCUUGUUUCCGAGACGAGCGCGUGGGCUAGCGGACGCGGUGUGACCCAACAGGGGAAAGUUUUUUGACUCUUAUGAAUAAUGUUGGGCCUUCAUGUUCAAUCCAGAUCAUCAUUAUCUCCUAUUCCUUUUUUUUCAAAUAUCUGUUGUCGGCUCUCCUUGCCUGCGUCUUCCAUUGCUGUCGGUUGUGAGCAAUUGAGACAUCCAUUGGAAUUCCUCUGUGGAUUAUCGUCAACCAGGAGAUCCAGAUAACCUUGGAGAAGGGGUGCCACCACCCUCUAAAAGAAGGAAAGACUGUUGCAGUUUAAAGGAGAGACGCUAUAUUCUUCGUUUCUUGCACCGUCAUACUGCCCCAAGUGCGUUAGUUUGACUUUAAUGGUUGGUGUUUAGCAUUCAGUUUGGUUGUAAGAUUAAAUAUCAUCAGGCAAAUCUGCCAAACUUUUGGCAAUGUUAAAUUGACCAGUAAAAGUGAGACCGCCCGAAGGGUUAUGAGAGCAUAAAAAUCUCGAUAACAAGAUCUCUUGCUUAAAUGUUUACCAAUAUGAACCCUAAGCUUUUGUGGAUUCUAUACAAAGUGUAACCUAAGUAUUCAGGAAGCAUAAUCCUUCAUGCCACACUCAGUAAUCUAAUCUGCCCUACCCCAUAAUUAUGACUUCCAUGUAUUAUGAAAUUCACUAGCUAUGACAUUACCUACAUAUAUUUAAUUUAAAACGAUCCGCUUAAUUGAAACUUGAAACUCAGAACAAGUAAAUAUAGGUUCAUACAUUAUCUGAAUCUCUAGAUAAAUUGUCUGUCCUCUUCAAAGCAGAUUUAGCACCGAAAAAAACAACAAUUCCAAGAAAAUCUCAGUGCGACGGAUAUCUCCCAUUUUAUUAUUUGUUCAUAAGUCUCGUUUGGUAAAAUUGGAUGACACACACUCUGCGUAAUUCGCGAGUCAGGAGGUGCCGUUAACCCUACAAUGCGACGGGUGACCCAUUCCAUGGUACUGUUUCUGAUUGGUGGAAUAGACCGAAGAUAAGAAGCUUAGUUAUUUAAAUAUUUUGCAAUACCUAUACCUAUUCGAAUGACGCAUAACACAAUAUUAACAUGUAUAGGUGAAAUUCUCGAUCAUGUAAAUAUUUACGUUCAUACCAAAAUGUAGAUCUAUAAAUCAAUAGAUACAAGUAUUUUGCUUUAUUAUUAAACCGUAUCUUCAUUAAUGUAUGGUAUUGUAGUCGCAUUCGCCAGAAUUAGCAAGAAAACUUGAUAAUAGUUUUCUUAUCGUGAAUGUUGCAAAGAAACCAAUGAGGUGAUAAGAGUCAAAUGUCCCUUAAUUUCACAAUGUUAAAAUGUAUGGAUUAAUUACACAAAUGUAAGAAAUUUAGUUCGUGACUUUACCAAGUUCAUCCUCGAUACGUAAUAAGUGUAAUAACUAGACGCUGUGACGUUGCUUGGUGACUAAGAGACGAUACAAUUAUAUUUCGCAAUAUUAUAUGUUCAUGAAAUGAAAUAGAUGACUCAUGAUGUUGUACCUACUGUUUUGCAAUAUUUGUAUGUUAUUUGGAAGUCUUGUCUAGUGUUUAUUGCAUAAGGGAAGUUCCUAUUAUGACUGUGCUUAAAUUAUUUUGAUCAAUGGAAAGUGGGCACACCCUCCGAAAAUAAUUAACACAGGCGAUAAUUUAGCCACCCCUAGCAAAACCAAUUUGUCUAUCAAUUAAAUUUAGUAAAAAAACUAUCAAUGUGGGAUCCCUUGAUCUGUCGGACGGUUAAGUGUCGGAGUUUAAUAAACUGUUUAAUUAAGAGCGCGUUAGCGGCGCUGGGUUAGGUUAGGGCGCAGUGCGAGUUGCGCGCGCGUCCCGGCACCAUGCUGGUCUUGACGCUGUUCCUGACGGCGGCGGCGUGCGCGGGCGCCCGCGCGCGCUCCUUCAACAUCACGCACCUCAUCGUGCCUGAGGUGGUGCUCCCCGGCCAGCCGGACGUCGACAUCGAGUGUCGCUAUGACGCCAACUUCACGCUCCUCAGCUGGUUCAAAGGGUCCAACGAAUUCUUCAGGUAUCGCCCUGGAGCUGCGCCCAGCACGCGCUCCUUCCCUAUCCUCGGAGUCGGUACAGUGGAGAUGCUCGCUUGUGGUCCCACCGCCUGCAGAUUACGACUGGGAUCCUUAACAGAAGAAGCGACAGGACUCUACAGGUGUGAUAUUGAAAGGGAUGUGCCUCCAUACAAGUUUGAAACCAGGACAGCGCAUAUGGAAGUCCACGGGCAUCAGCACAGGCGGCCUUUACUCGAAGGUUUAGCUGAGGAGUAUGGUGAAGGUGACACAAUACAAGCGUACUGCCGCGGAGCGCCGGACUCUGAACUGCGGUGGUACAUCAACGGUCAGGAAGUCGAGAAUAUGAGGGGAUCGACGACCCUGAAGAGGAGGAGCAGUCGGUUGAUAUUCUUAGGCCUUCCGCCGACGGUGACAGUGCAGUGUGCAGAGUUUAGGUACGGGAAGAUAUAUGGUUCGAAAGAAAUGAAAACUCGUUGGAAUGGAGUCGGUCAAAUGCGCCAAGAUGACACUCACAUGAAAAACCAGUCUAAUACACUGAUCGGUUUCAGUUACCUUGGAAUGUUAUUAUGUUUGUUAAAACUAAAUAUGUAAUUUACAAAUAUUAUGUUCCUUAUAAUUUUAAAACGAAAUUCAGUGAAUGUAUGUGUAAAUUUGUUGUCAUACGUGUGUAGAAAUUAAGUCUUAUCUAUCUACUACAUAUCAUGUCUACCAUUAUAAUUAGACAUUACUGACUCAGAAUCAUCCCAGAAUUAAUUUAGGUAAUGGAACCCAAGAUCUCAAUGUCAACAAAACGUGGACUUGCAAUAACAUGACCAAAUAAUGUACCACUUGUUUUAAAAUGAACCAAAUAAUGUCAAUAAAAUAUUUAUUUCGUUUAUUAUUUUAUUUUAUUUUUUAUAAAAUUGUACUAAAUAUAAAUAUGUUAAGGUAGGUAUCUGUGCUCAUGUGUAAUAAUUCAAUGUUGAUCUUAAUAAAGUCUUAAAAUACAAA
Trichoplusia ni (cabbage looper) is the source of this 3099-nucleotide messenger RNA. RefSeq lists its product as uncharacterized. Lineage: Eukaryota; Metazoa; Arthropoda; Insecta; Lepidoptera; Noctuidae. The record is from RefSeq and is a predicted model, not a curated record. The transcript has a single exon. The coding region runs from base 1924 to 2700 and encodes 258 amino acids.